Molecule: messenger RNA, 6050 nt
Organism: Venturia canescens
Lineage: Eukaryota; Metazoa; Arthropoda; Insecta; Hymenoptera; Ichneumonidae
Product: condensin-2 complex subunit D3-like
Exons: 3
Coding region: 262-4149 (1295 amino acids)
Biological process (GO): meiotic chromosome condensation; mitotic chromosome condensation
Cellular component (GO): condensin complex; condensed chromosome, centromeric region
Molecular function (GO): histone binding
Source: RefSeq, a predicted model, not a curated record
CAUGUUGGGAUGUUGGUUCGUUACGCAACACCGGUUUUUCUGGUAUAAACACAAUCAAAACAAUAGGUCAAGGAAGCAAAAGGUUAUGAGCCAAAUAUGGUUGAUAUUCCCUAGUAAAAGACUAAAGUGAAUGAGUGAUUUGAAACAGUGUUUCAAAUCACUGAAACUGUUUGAUAAGUUCCAUGCGUCGUUGAUGGAAAAAAAUGCGUGUUAAAAGUGAGGUUAUGUGUUGUUAACGAAAGAUCUUGGCAAUCGUUGGUGAUGGAAUCAUUGCACGGGGUAUUCGAUAGUUUCAAAUUGGACGAAUUGGAUCAAGGAUGGAUAAAUCAAGUAUACGGGAGUGCUUUUUCGAACGUGGAAAAUGUACCGAUAGAUUAUCUCGUCUUUCUCGAAAGUUCAGAAAUGAUGGAAUUACUCAAAGACGCGUGCAACGUAGUGAAAAGUUGGAUAUCAAACAAUGGUGAUGUACCAGUUGAAAAGGACGAAGUUUCGUGGGAGACUUUGAUUGCGAUGAAUUUUGAAAUUCAAAGUCUCUUGUCGGUACUCGCUUAUUUAAUGAAAAAUGGGCAGUCUUUUGAUGCCAGUCAAGAUUCUCGUCAGUCGUGUCUCCGAGCUACGAGCCUGUAUUUUGUGCUUCUAACAAUACCAGGGAGCAAUGCUUUUCAGGCAUUCCAGCCGAAUCUUUACGAAGUGGCUCUGAAAAGUUUAGAGUUAUCACAGCGUUUGGCUCCUAGAGAAAAAAAUACAAAACGUUGCAAUUUCAACAAUUCGGAAAAUUCUACUAACAAUGUGGGCAGCUCAGACGUUGUUCCGAACUUAUCGAAUUCUCAAAGCAUAGCUCUGACUCGAGGUCUGAAUGCUGUUGUGUACGACCUUGUAACGAUGCUAAAAUCUACUUGUACAUCCAUGGAAAUUCGCUUAUUGGAAACAACUAUUUAUUAUUUAGUUGAAAUAACAAAACUUGCAGAAGAGGCAAUUAAUCCUCAAAGGAGCAAAGAAGCUACCCUCAAUUCAUUAGCUUACAACGCUUAUGUAGCUUUGGAACAAAUUUGCAACCCCAAAUAUGCGGCGGUUCCUGCAAUAUCAAGAAUCAUUGCAAAAUAUAUGCUCCCACAAUUUCUGGUUUCUGCCACUAAUUUAUCACCUAAGCAAGUAGCCAUGGUAAGAGAAUCAACCAUGUAUUUCUUCAAUAAUUUACUUGCUAUCCAUGGUAAAGAAGUACAAUCUGCUCUAAUCAUUUUGCUUCAACAUAUCAUGAUGAAAUGUCCUGAUAAAGUAGACGGAAGACAAAAACAAGCUGCAAUCAUAAUAAGAUUUUUCUAUAUAUGCUGCAACGAUGAAAGCUCUUUGAAAGAAUGUCUAAAAUAUCUUGUCCAUCUUUGCCAUCACAACAAAAUAUACUCUAGAAUAUUUGCCCAGGAGAUUGUGGGAAAAUUUAUCAUGGAAUUAUCAGCCUCGAGGAACCACAGAGAGGAGGAGAAUUCAGAGAUUUUGCGCCAGGCCAAAGUGGAGCAGAUUUUAUUAGCCUGUGCAAUGGGACGUUGUUUCGAUGUUUCCAGCAUGGUUAGAGGACGAGCGAUGGCCACACUUGCAGAAUACACUGACUCCGUCGACAGAUUGCCGGUCAGAAAAAUCUUUCAAAAUCAGCUAAAUGGACAGACAAGAAAAUUUCUAAGUUUGGAAAUCAUAGAAGAUUGCAUGAACAACGAAAAUUUGGAUGCUUUGUUACCAGACACGGAGGAAACAAUUGCAAUGUUAAAAGAUCGACUGGAAGAUGAAAGAGCUUUGGUGCGAAGAAGCACGCUCCAAGUACUCUGCAACGGCAUUUUAAUAUCUCCAGAACUGCUGGACAAUUUGCUGCCCCUAAUUCGUCAACGCUGUCGAGAUUCCAUACUCACUGUAAGACGCUAUGCAAUUCGGAUACUAACAAAUCUAUUAGAAGAGUUUCCGGAUAAAGCAGGACUCUGCGAAGAUUGGGUUGAUUCUGUCGUUCCACGAGUUUUUGAUUCUGAGGCCAAAGUUCAAGAAGAAGUGUUGGCCGCGUUGGAAAAAUUGACAAUCAAUAGAAUAACCGCUUACAAUCCUAACAACCCAGCGAUCGACUUGCCUUGGAGGAUUCUCAAUGAAAUAGCUAUCAACAAAAUGGGCGAUCAUCUAACAAAAGCCUGUAGUGUUUGGCUCGAAAACAAUCUGGUCAACGAUAAAAAAAUAGCCAUAAUCAAAUCUCACAUCGGAAUGUACAACAACAUGGGUGCAUGGCUGCUGCUCGCUUCUAUAAGUGAGAACAAAAAAUUAUCAGGAAUGCAAACUUAUUACACUUUUUAUGGCAGGUCACUCGUCGACUCUGAUCAUUCGGACGUUUAUCUCGCGAGUCUCAUGCUUCGAGUGCUUCAUAAUUCUUGGUCGACUUUCGACGAUCUCACGCUACAGCAAAUAUCGAAAGACAUUACGAAUUAUUUGAAGACUUAUCGUGUCAAAGUUCCUCUCAUACGUCACAGUCUGGAUAUACUGUUGGAUAUUACAAAGUAUCUUGAAAGGAUCAACAACGAGACUCGAACAAUCGAGGAAUCGGAGAUUACGAGAGAGCUAGUGAGACUGUCCGAAACGACGAUAACUCGCGUCGUCGAGUCCGAUCUUCCAGAGAGCUCAAAAAAUUUGCUCUUCCGAGCGGUUUGUACCCUCGGUCACGCCUCUUUCUUGUCGUGGUCCGAAAUAUCGAAGGAUGUGAGGCGAAUUCUCCAACGCUUUUUACUCGAAUGGAACAACUUGCCUCAUUGGGUCAGAGACAAGAAUCAAUUGCAAGGAGCUGCUGUCACGGUCUUGGGACAACAGUCUCUCAUUAAUCGUGAUAUCGCGGUCGAAAUGACUCCGAUUUUUGGCUAUCUUCUGUGCAACAAAAGUGAAAAUUUGCAUCGGCAGACCGUUGGCGAUUCGCAGCAAGCGAGCGACACGAACUUUGACAAGCGAAGAGAACGUUUGAACUACGAGAACAUGGCUAAUGGUCCUGUCGUCAGAAUAAACGCUGCUAAGGCUCUUGCCGAUAUUUGCUCACGUUUCACCGCCCUCGUCGAGCCAUACUUGACCGAUAUGUGCAUAAGCAUGAAAGAUCCGAAUCCAGAAGUUCGCCAAGUUAUUCUCGUAUUAUUCAUUCAACUUUUGGUCGAAGAUACGAUUAUGAUAAAAGAAGCAUUUUUCUUUUAUAUUCUAACGAUGCUGGCUGACGAUGAUUCGACGAUACGUCAAAUGACUGUAUUUUUGAUAAAGGAACGACUUCUUGCUAAAAACAAAAAUCUCAUAACCCAACAACUGUUGAAUGGAAUUUAUCACUUCAACGAUUAUGAGAGACGAUCGAGCGUGAAAAAACGUCGUCGUAGAGUCGAUCAGAGCGCUUUGAGCUUGACCGGUAACGACAACGAAAAGAAGCGUCAAACGAUAUACGAUUUUAUGCUCGAAAAUCUUGAUUCACCGGGAAAAUUAUCUGUCGUAGUUAAAUUGACGAAACACAUUUUGAAUCCUCGUAGUAACGACCGACUUGACGUUCGGAGUGAAAAAGGAAUUUCGCUCAUUCGAGACACCCUUUACAUCAUAACCAGCGAUCACCUCCAAGUGAGUUCUCUGUCGAGGCAAAGCAUCGACGACGAUAAUAAUCCCGAGGAAACUGGAAAUUCGUCUGCGAAUUCGGUAAUCGUCGAGGCCAUGAAGAAUCAUCGUCAUCACGUUUUCUUGCCUUGCCUAGUCGAACUCAAGAGGCAUUGUGAACGGUUGCGUUCUCCGAUACUCGAGGAAGUUAACAAAAUCCUUGUGCAAACCAUCGCCGAUUCCUGCAAGGAAGCUCUCACCGGUUUGUACAACGAGUAUCCCAAAUUAGAGCGAGAAAUUCAACGUGACUCUCGAAAAUAUGCUAAGCGAGCUCACAAGGAAACUGUUGAGAACGACGAUGAGACAAGCUACCACGAAACACCCAAAAAAUCCAACCUCGAUGGAAACUCUAUUUUAAUCAGUCCCAAUCGCCAGCUGAGGAUCGUCCUCAGAAGAAUAUCAACUCUCACGUAUCCUGGCACUGCCGUUUGUAACCCCGGACCAACCGAGGACAACCAAGAUGGAGAAUGCGCUUUGGAUCCGCGGAAAGUACUCUUUGAUAAAAAUUAAUCUACCGGAAUUGAAGAUUUUCCACACGUAUCUCAUCACACGUAUGAUUAAUCGAGAAUUCUCAUUGCGAUGAUGCGACCUUAACUAUCGAUGGGAAGAGAUCAAAUUUAAAGGUAACUGCCUCACUGCCUGUAACUCAGAAAUGCGAUCGCGGACCAUCGUCGAAACAAGGCGUGUUCAGUGCUGCGGAUGACUGAUUAGAACUAGAGCGGGCUCACGUUUGGUAUCAGGUCUUUAUCAUCAGUACGCAUCUUAUCGCAAAUUCAGCGUCGAUGGAAAAAAAAAAAUAGGCUUGUUCUUUUUUCCCCACCAAUAAUCAUCAAUGCGAGCUGGGGAAGGAAGUUAGCAUUCAGCAGCGGAUGAUACUCGCUGACGCAAUACGUUUCGCAUCUCACAAUACGAACAAAAUAACGCAGCGACACUCGGCCUACUUAAGAAGGCGACAACUUUUUUUUCAGAGUGCACUAAUUUUGUAUCCCUCAAAAUUCACUCUUGUAGGAAAUGAUACUUUUGAUUCGUUCACAAAUAAUUUUCGGUUAAGAAAAAUGUUUACCCAUUAGAAUUUUGUAUAAAUCGACAAAAGCUUCGUACCCGUGAAACAAAAUUUGGCACGACUCCAGCCGAACUCAAAGCAACCUCAAAUUUUGUCAAGCUGUACAUAUUCGUUGUUUGAAUGCAACUUGUUAUCGGAUUUGAAAUUUUAUAGUUUUGUCGUUGAUAGAAAUUUAGUUAUAGCUGACUUCGGGUAAGCAGCAUUUCAUGGAACAAAACGCAUUCCCACCUUGUUUUCGAUUAUUCAUUUUAGUAUAGAUUUUUAUUUAUAUGACAGGUUUUCCUGCAAUAAUAUUCAAUGUUGUCACAUCGGUCUUUCAGAGAUUCGGAUUUGAAUUUUCAUUUUAUUCGAUAUUUUAGUAUUUCAUAAAAUAAGAUGAACGUAAUUGCUCGCUCAUGAAUAAAAAUGUACAAAUUUCUAUACCAAAUACCGAAGACAAAGUUGACUCAUUCGAAAAAUCCUUUUGAAAUUGUUUUUCGAUGCAAAUUCCAUCUUCUGUCUAAGGUCUGUCUAAGGAAUGCUUUUAAAGUGGACUCUAAAAGAAAGAUCUUGACUAUUUUUUAAAUCAUUUGAAAAAAUUUCGCAAUCAAAAAAGGCAUGAAAACACUUUCCCAUCAUUGUACCAUUUAUUAAAUAUAUGUCAACAUAGUUGUUCGACAAUAACAAUAACAAUUAACACAAUCGAUUAUAAGAGUCGGGAUCGAAUGUUGCAAGAAAUUGGGAAGACGUAUGGUGUGCCAAUAUACGCGCGUCUAUAUAUUUAGAUAUAUUUACGUAUUAAAAAACAAUUAAACACAUAUAAAUAGUCGCAGAUUCGAAAAAAAUGCUUCUAUUUACACAACAUGAUUGAUCGAGAUGCAAGGCAUACGAGUCAGUCUCAUUUAAAUUUCUCCCAUUUUUACUACCCGACUAUUUUUAAUAAAUUUUAAUACUAAUUGGCAUAACUCGUUUGUUUCUCAUCGCACAAACGCAACAACAAAAAUUAAAAUCGUCUACAUUGACUAUUGGACAAUAUUAGAAAAAUAUCUCUCGUGUUCACAACAUGAUAAUGAUAAAAGUGCAAAUAAAACAGUUGGCAACAUUCGAGGGACGGUGACUACUUUUGAAAAGUAUUGCAACUCGUACUUAAACAAAUAAUUUAACAAAAAUAAUAUAUUGCUGGGAACAGUAAAGAAAUAAAAUAUUAGUAAUGUUAGGAAAACAUAACGUAUGUGAUUUACCGCGAAAAGCGAUUGGUAAAUAGUUAAUACGAACUAUUCGGACGGUGCUACACUCCCAUUAGAUAUUCCCAGCCUCUUUUAUGUUCAUGUAAUAUAUAUAUAUAUAUAAUAUAUAUAUUUUUUAAGUA